AUGGCUGGCCCCGAGUCCAUCCACGACAAGAAGGACGCAAGUCAGGUCGAGAGAGUGCUCUCUGCCGAAGACGAGAAGGUCGAGCACGUCAACUACGACCGUAUCGACGACGAAGUUGCAAAGUAUGCUGCCGCCACUGGCGAAGCCGUCAUCAUCUCCGAAGAGGAGAACAAGCGACUAAAGGCAUUGAUCGACAAGCGUGUGCUUCCUAUCAUGGUCUUCACCUACUUCCUCCAGGCUUUGGAUAAGGGAACCAUGUCCUUUACUUCCAUCAUGGGUAUCCGAAAUGACAUCCCCGCCUUGAAAGACACCCACAACUGGGGUUGGCUCACCACCUGUAUCUACAUUGCCGUGCUCAUCGUCGAAUAUCCCACCAACUGGACCAUCCAGCGUGUGCCCGUUGGCAAGUACCUCGGUUUCAACAUCCUCGCUUGGAGCACCGUGCUUUGCUGCCAUGCCGCCUGCUUCAGCUUCCCAUCUCUCAUCGUCGUCCGAACCCUGCUUGGUAUCUUUGAGGCCGUCUGCCAGCCCGCUUUCCUUAUCAUGAGCUCCAUCUGGUACAAGCGCGAGGAGCAGGCCCGCGUUGUCACCUACUGGUACAUGAUGAACGGUGCCCAGCAGAUCGUCGGUGGUCUUCUCGCGUAUGCAUUCUCCCAGAUCAAGCACCCCAGCUAUGUCGACGACAAAGGCAACAGCGGAAACGCGAAGAUCAGGUCGUGGCAAGCUAUCUUUAUCACCUAUGGUAGCAUUUCUUUCUUGUGGGGCUUGUUCGUCCUGUACUGGCUUCCUGACAGCCCUAUGCGCGCGAAGUGCUUCUCCGAGGAGGAUAAGAAGCUCAUGGUCGAGCGCGUCCGAUCCAACCAGACCGGUCUCCAGAACAAGAAGUUCCGUGCCUACCAACUCAAGGAGGCCCUCACCGACCCCCAGACCUACUGCUACAUGUUGAUCCAGAUCUGCACCACGAUCCCCACUUCCGGCCUCGGCGCCUUCUACCAGAUCAUCAUCAAGGGACUCAAGUUCACCACUCUCGAGACCCAGCUCCUCGCCAUGGUGCUCGGUGCCGUCAUCAUCGCCACGCUCAUGGGCUCCGCAUGGAUGGUCGGACGAACGAAGCAGAAUCUCCUCACCAUGCUCGUAUUCCUGAUACCAUCUUUCAUCGGCACAAUCGUCAUCAUGACAGUGAAGAACACCAACAACGCCACCAAAGCCGGCCUCCUCAUCUCCUACUGGAUUGUCUUCACCUUCUGGGCAGCACAGGGUCUCGGAAUGUCUCUCCUGACACGAAACGUUGGCGGGCAGACUAAGAAGUCCAUCUGCAUCACCAUGAACUUCCUCGCGUGGUGCGCGGGUAACGCCGCGGGUCCCCAGAUCUUCUUCAACGGCGACGCGCCAAGGUACCUCAAGGCGCUCUCCAUCCACAUCGGCUGCUACAGCUUCUUGGUGCUCGUCAUCUUGUUCUUGAGGUGGGAGCUCACCAGGAGGAACAAGAGCAAGGACAGGGAGUUCGGUGUCGAGACCAACACCACCCACGGUUUCGACGACUUGACGGAUAAGGAGAACCCUAACUUCCGUUACGUCUACUAA
Molecule: messenger RNA, 1584 nt
Organism: Aaosphaeria arxii CBS 175.79
Lineage: Eukaryota; Fungi; Ascomycota; Dothideomycetes; Pleosporales
Product: allantoate permease
Exons: 4
Coding region: 1-1584 (527 amino acids)
Biological process (GO): transmembrane transport
Cellular component (GO): membrane
Molecular function (GO): transmembrane transporter activity
Source: RefSeq, a predicted model, not a curated record